This is a messenger RNA of Aspergillus bombycis, 672 nucleotides long. Its product is annotated as BRcat and Rcat domain-containing protein. The record is from RefSeq and is a predicted model, not a curated record. Gene Ontology annotation, cellular component: ubiquitin ligase complex; cytoplasm. Gene Ontology annotation, molecular function: ubiquitin protein ligase activity; ubiquitin conjugating enzyme binding; zinc ion binding. Gene Ontology annotation, biological process: ubiquitin-dependent protein catabolic process; protein polyubiquitination; positive regulation of proteasomal ubiquitin-dependent protein catabolic process. The transcript has 2 exons. The coding region runs from base 1 to 672 and encodes 223 amino acids. Lineage: Eukaryota; Fungi; Ascomycota; Eurotiomycetes; Eurotiales; Aspergillaceae.
AUGCCUGAGAUGCACAUAUGCAAAAACUGUCUUCGCCGGAGUUUGGAAAUACAGUUCUUUUCCUCGACUUUGGGGUCUCUGACUUGUCCUCUCUGCCACGAGCAACUAUCAGAUGACGACGUCCAGCGGUGGGCUAGCAAAGAGACAUUCGAAGCCUAUGACUACGUACGAACUCGGCAAAUGUUAGAAGAGGACGCCGAGUUCGUCACUUGCGUCAGGCAAGAUUGCGGAUAUGGGCAAUUACAUGCCGGUGGCUUAGAAGAUCCAAUUGUCGUUUGCGGCUCGUGUGGGACCCGGACGUGCUUCAUACAUCGACAUAAUGUCUGGCAUGAUGGUUUAACAUGCUCGGAAUAUGAAGAGUAUAUUAACCAUAGAAGUGACGACUUCGAGGCACAUAAUGAAUCUCAGACAGGCUAUCACAUGUUUCCUGAAACCAAUGCACUGAGGCAAAGGCCGCAAGGCCCAGAGGAUUGGUCUAUUCAAGUGGCCAUGAGUAUGCGGGCAAUUGCUGAGACGGCAAGACCUUGCCCUGGUUGUAAUGUGGCCACAGAGAGGUCGGGAGGGUGCAAGCAUAUGACAUGUAUCUUAUGCCAGCAGGAGUGGUGUUGGGACUGUGGUAUUCGUUGGUACCGGGGACACCUCGACAUUGAAUGUAUCCAGCCUUUGCGAUAA